Lycium barbarum (goji berry) is the source of this 1227-nucleotide messenger RNA. RefSeq lists its product as uncharacterized. Bases 425 to 934 code for a protein of 169 amino acids. Lineage: Eukaryota; Viridiplantae; Streptophyta; Magnoliopsida; Solanales; Solanaceae. The transcript is spliced from 4 exons. The record is from RefSeq and is a predicted model, not a curated record.
UGUACUAGUGUUUGCAUCAUGAUCAAACACUACUACUACUACUACCACCUUUGUAUCAUUAAAAAGCAGAGACUUGUUCUUCACUACUACCUAAUCCCUCCUAUUUUCUCUCUUUACAACUCUUCUACAAAUGUUGCAUCUGUAAAACCAACCCCCUUAAAUUUCGUUUAUCCUUUUUGGGAUCUGAGUUACAUUACUUUUUACUUUCCUUAAUCACUCAAAAAACACCAAACCCAAUAUUUGGUUCUUGAUUUUAAGCUUUUCUUGAAAAUAGUUUGAAUACUUGUACUACAAUCAUUUUGUGGUUAUAUAGGCUUUAGGCAUUCAGAUAUAGACCCAUUUUUGUUAAGACUUUUCUCAAAUGAUUGAGUUUGAGUUCAAGAUUAUAAUAAAGUUCUGAUCUUUUUGACUCAGGGGCAUUUUUAUGGCAUACCCAUCAGACCAUAGGUCCUCCUCUAGUCGUGGGACAGUGAGAUUUGUUUUAGUUGUGGCGGGUUUGUUAUUGAUUGUUUACAUGGUGAGACCAACAAGAUUGCAGCAUUCUAAGGCUUUGGCUUCAUGUCCUCCAUGUUUCUGUGAUUGUGAGGUGGAUCCUAUGUUCUCCCCUAUAGACAUCUUAAACAGCUCAUUGGCAGACUGUGGUAAAGAUGAUCCUCAGGUGAAUGAAGAGAUGAAGAAGGACAUUGCUACUUUACUAGCGGAGGAGAUUAACUUGCAAAAAAAUGUGACUGAUGAUGUUUUGGAACGCACAAAAGCUCUAAUUAUGAGCGCCAAAAGAGCAUCGUCCCAUUACCAAAAAGAAUCAGAGAAGUGCAACAUAGGGAUAGAUACAUGUGAGGGAGGUAGGGAAAAGGCUGAAGCUGCAUUGGCAGAAGAGCGCAAGCUCUCUGCACUCUGGGAGACUCGAGCCAAUGAGUUUGGCUGGAAGGAUUAGUCAAGAGGAAAAUUGACCAUUUAAAUUUUGGUCUCUGUUAGAAUUAGAAUAGACAUGCACUUGUAUGCCUCUUUCCUUGUGUACACCCAUUUUGUGAAUAUGGUUUUUGCAUUUCUGUCUGUCUAGGAUUUCAUUCCUUACACUUCAGAUUGUGUUGAUUUCAGUUAAUAAUUUCAUUCCAAGUUUAGUGUUGUCACAAUUCACAUCAUUGCGAAAAGAUGCGUGUGGCUUUCAAUUUAGACCAGCAUACCUGUAAACUGGAGGAAAUGCAAUAUUAUCUCAUUUCUAGCUCA